Molecule: messenger RNA, 4933 nt
Organism: Hypanus sabinus (Atlantic stingray)
Lineage: Eukaryota; Metazoa; Chordata; Chondrichthyes; Myliobatiformes; Dasyatidae
Product: proline and serine-rich protein 2-like
Exons: 4
Coding region: 657-1934 (425 amino acids)
Source: RefSeq, a predicted model, not a curated record
UCCACUUUCGGAGCCCCCAAGGUUCCUCAACCCAGAGCGGGAGCGUCCAACACAAGGUGGUGCUGUUUCAGCCUCCAAGCGCACAAGCUCCCCAGGAAAACGUGGAAGUUCUCUUUUAUUUUCAAAGGUAUUGAAGGUGGUCAUGUACUCUGGAUGAGAAAGAAAUAAACACGCCAACGGGUGGACUUGCAUUGAUCCGCGCACAUCCUGCCCAAGCCAGCACAAACGCACCCAAAGAUGAUAUCAUCUCUAAUUUAGGUUUAAGGAGUGCAUUUUGCCUGGAGCAUUUGAAGGAGGCACCGCCCAUGCAGGUCCGUGGAGAGACUGCGGGCUCAGUCGUGCGUUUGUAUGUGUAUGUGUUUACAAACAUUUCUCCUUCUGAGCGCGUCCUGUGGGACAGGAGAACAAACGGAGACCUAGACGCGGUGAUCAAACAGUGCCUGGAAAUGAGAGGUCGUCCCACCGGGCGAAUUAAUCAGUAACUCGCCGAGGGAGGGCUCUCAGCCCGAAGAACGACUUCUGGCUACAUCUCCGAGAGAACCGGCUCGCUUCUGGUGCGCAGAGGGAAUUGUCGCCAGUUUGCUUCAGGGUCUGAAUGAUUGUUUCCAGUUUGAAAACACUGUCUCGCAUUCACCCGCUGCUGAAGUUGUUCUGAGAUGCCAGUGGAGUCAUUGUAUGCAGAGAUGGACUUUGACGUUUCUCCCAUCGCUAAGUUGAAUGGCAUUGAAAGGAUGGCGAAUGAGGACAGCAGCUUCAGCUCCAUGUCGAGGAACUCCUAUUCGGAUGACGAGUUCAUGAGUUACCUGUCUCGCGAGGAGCAAGAGUGUAUUUUGUUCUUCGAGAAUACACUUGACUCUCUGAAUGAUGAUUUUGAGGACUACAGCUCAAACUCCAGCCCAAGAGUCAAGGAUCCUACCACACUGCAAAGAAGUUACUCAGAAAAUGAGGAAAUCAUUGACUUAGUGGCCACCAAAUCUCAGCCGGUGGAAUUCAUCCCUAAAUAUGACAAUGUGUUUCCAGUUGAUGAAGAUGAAGUCCAGGUGAACCAAGAGAAGCCUGUGGUGAAGGAGCCGAACACCCUUUCUCCCUUGCAGUUAACAAAGCAAACGUGCUUUGAGAGGAAUUCUCCCGAACCUGCGCUAGAGCCCGCACAAGCGUACUGCAGUCAUAUGAAGCCACCGGGGUCAGUGCCAACCCCGAUGGUCAUCGCGCAGAAGAUUGCCGAGAAGAGUGUGGGAAAUGGGAUCCCGUGGCCCACGCCUCAGACCGAGAGGAAGCCGUUGACCCAGGAGAAGGAGCGAGCAAGUACAAGCUCGUUCACUGAAGGUCAGGCGCUCCCGUACAAAAACAUCAAAGUCCAGAGGUUCCCAUCCAACAUUAGCAUCUCUGUGCCGAACAAGGAGUACAACAACACCAUCUCUAAGGCGGCGGUCAAAGUGCAAGAACGCAAAGCUCAAGUGCUGGCAAACCUUGGCGGCACCAGCCUUCUUGCCGCAGAGUCAGAACCAAGUCAUCUUCGGGGCUUAGUCAACAGCCCCAGAAGGAGCAGGUCUCUGAAGCAUCCCAUGUCCAAUGAACCGGCGGCGCCAAAGCUGGGCUCAGUCAACGAAUCGCCGGACGAAGUCGAUUCGGGGCUGCUGAAUGGCCACAGACCAAAGGUCAGGGGCUCUGGCUCGAGCCAGUCCGUGAAGGCCCCUGCUAUGUCCAAAGGCGCUCACCCGGCCGGCCUCACCGUGAAAUCUGCCUCCCUGCCACCCGGAACCACGGACUCACCCGACUCUCCAGUGGUGCGCAGAGCAAGCUCUUUCCAGCAGCCAUCGGGACUCCGGGCACCAGGGAUUACUGUCCAGUUCUCAGGCCGCAGUUCCAAUGAUGAAUCCCGUAGAGAAGCACUGCGCAAAUUGGGUAUUUUGAGGAUUAGCAAGGAUCAAUGACACCCUGACUGAUCUUUUCUGGGAAUAUUUAUAAUGCUUUUUUUUUAAAAAACAAAAGUAAAAUAAAUUAAUUCAGGAAUAAGGAUGCAGGCUCUUUCUACGCUGCCUCUGGAUUGAACCAAAAGGAUUUCCACAGAAAAUUGUUGGGAUGUGAAUUUGCAUUCAAUUGCCUGGGAAUGCGAGAUGGGCAAGGCACUGUUUAGCCAGAUAUGUGUGUCCAGAAAAAAAAGGUACCUGCGUGAUCAACAUCCAUCAGAUAUUCUCAAGAAUCCCAGCAAUGAGCCCACAGGAAACAAAUUAACCCAGUGAAACAUAUGAAGCCUCGCUUUUCUCCGGAGUGCUGGAUGCUGAGGGGAGAUCUAAGUUUAUAAGAUUAUGAGAGACAUAGAGUUGACAAUAUAUUUUUCCAAGGACUGUAAUGCCUCAUACUAAAGGACAUGCAUUUAAGGUGAAAGGGGGUAAUUUCAGAAGAAAUGUGAGUGGCAAGGUUUUGACACUGAGCGUGGUAGGUACUUGGAAUAUACUGCCUGGGGGCAAUGGUAGAGGCAGAAACAUCAGAGUAUUUUAAAAGAUGUUUAGAUAAAUGUGAGGCAAAUGGAAGGAUAUAGACAAUGUGUAGGCAGAAGGGAUUGGUUAAGUUAGACAGUAACUUACUAAUUUAAUUGUUUUGGCACAACCUUGUGGGCUGAAGGGCCUGUUCCUGUGCUGUACUGAUCUCUGUUCUAGGCUCUCACCCUAGCUAGGCGAUGUUCAUUCCUUUAGUUUGGACUAUACAGCAUGUCGAGUUGGGUAACGUUGGGACUCCUGGGAAUCUGACUCUGAGAAAGGCUUUCUCAAACCUUUUCAUAAAAUUGUGAUGAUAGGUUGAGUGAGCAAGUGGAGGAUGAGAGGUGACUUCCAUGCCUCCAUCAAGAUAAUAAGAGGCAUAGAUUGAGCAAACAGCCAGAGACAUUUUCCCAGGACAGAAAUGGCUAAUACAAGAGGACAUACUUCUAAGGUAUAGGGAGGUUGUCAGAGGUAAGCUUGUUUACACAGAGUGGUGGGUGCACAGGACACCCUACCAGGUGUGGUGGUAAAGGCGGAUACAUCAGGUGCAUUUAAAAGACUCGUAGAUAGGCACUUGGAUGAUAGAAAAAUGGAGGGCUUUGUAGGAGGGAAAGGCUGUUUAAAGACAGUGUAAUACUUGGAAUUUACUUGCCCGAGUUAUCAUCACAGCCAUCGUCUUGAUGUACCUCAGAGAGCUGAGAAUCCAAAAUGAUAUCUGGUCAUAUACUGUACUUCCAGCCUUGGCUUGCAUAUGAUGGUUACAGUCUGCAAACUGUUGAUAAAUCUGCUUAUGCCAUAUUUUAUUUAGAGAUACAGCACAUUAACAGGCUCUUCCAGCCCAGUGAGCCCUCAACGCCCAAUUACACGCUUGUGACCGAUUAACCUACUAACCCGCACAUCUUUGAAAAGUGGGAGGAAACUAGAACACCUAGAGGAAAGCCAUGUGGUCAUGAGGAGAACGUACAAACUUGUACAGACAGCGGUGGGAAUUGAACCCGGGUUGCUGUAAUAGCAUUACACUAAGUGUACACUACGAUGCUAGCCUGAUCGUUCACCAGCUGGCCGUGUCAAAGGGUGUGUGGGCAUCUGAUCCAGGGAGUUUGCAUCUGCACACUACAUGCACAAACUUUGAAUGCUGAUAUCGGGACACCGUGCCCCUGCACCCAAAAAGGCCAAGUCUACAAUAGUUUUUGGGUGUGGCUGCAGGCGAAGAAUGGUUAAGAGUCUGGCAAACAAGUCACUAACACUUCAACUGCACAUGCUUUAUCAAUUCAGACAAAUAGAGUGAUUAAUAAGCUGCUCAUUUUACACAAGAUAUUGACGGGUGCCUCUGUCAAGUCUUCAGAAAUGUUUAUUGUAAUAUUGUCCUUAAUGAGACAUUCAUGGACACUUUGCCUCAUAUUGAGUAAUCUUUUAAGGGUUAUAAUUACACGAAGGAGGAUAUGAUUCUCAAAGCGGUAAUAUGAGAACUUAAGUUUAUGAGCAAGAUGUUUCGAUGUUAAGGGAAGGUCCAUUCUGUUGAUGAAAAUGCAGUGCUUGCCAACAAUUUCUGUAAUGUUUUAAAACCAGUUAAAACUGGCCCAGAGUGGGCUCUUGGUCCUGAGUCUGUAAUUCUAAUGAGUUCAGUUGCAGAUGAAGUGUAUUUAAUUAAGUAUUUUUAUAUAACUUGCAAAUUAACAUUGUAAAGGGCUCCACAUCUCUGUUACUGUGCUCCUUCCUUAUAAAUCCUUUUGCUGUCAAACUCAUUUUUGGAAGUCCUGUUUUUCUGUCUGGUGAACUGAACUGAAUUUCCGAUGCAGGUUCAUUCGUCGCGUACAGUGAAACGUCAUUCGUGUUAACAGCGCAAGGGUGUGCUGGGGGCCGCCCGCAAGUGUCGCCACACAUUCCGACACCAGCACAGCAUGCCGCGAUACUCCACCGAACAACACCAGCAACGAGAUAGCAGCCCCUUUCUCACCCUCCCUCCCAUGUUUUAUUUCUAAAAUAAUUUCUCAUCUUUUUGCAGACCAACAUUCUUACCAUACUAACGUAACUGAUUUCUUUGGAAAUUCGGGUGUGUCUUUUGCCUACAUAGCUGAUUAUAAUCCUUCUAAACCCCAUUCCUGCCUUCUCCCUGUAACCUUUUGAUGUCCUUGCUAAUCAGGAACUUUCAGCUUCUGCUUUAAAUAUACCAAAUGACUUGAUCUGUGGCUAAAGAAAUUCCUCCUCAUCUCUGAUCUAAAGGGGUGCUCUUCUAUUCUGAGGCUUCGCCACCUGGUACUGGACUUGUCCCGAUGGGGAAACAUCCUCUCCACCUCCAUUCCAUCCAGGCCUUUCAAUAUUCCAUAGGUUUUGAUGAGAUUUUCCCCCCCACCCCACCAUUUUUCUAAACUCCAGUGAGUACAGGACCAGAGCCAUCAAAGAUUCCUUGCACAUGAACCCUUUCAGUCCCAUGAUCAUUCUAGUGAACCAUA